UCCCAGUCCCUGGGACUACAGGCAUGAGUCACUGCACCCAGUUUACAAGCCAAGGAUUGCUGGCAACACCAGAAGCUGAGAGAAAGGCAUGAAACAGAGUAUCCCCUAGAGACUUCAGAGAGAGCAAGGCCCUGCUGACACCUAGAUUUCAGACUUAGAACCACUUGAACUGUGAGAGAAUACAUUGCUAUAGUUUUAAACAACUCAGUUCGUGGCACUUAGUUAGAGCAGCCCUAGAAAACUAAUACAGUUGCAUAAUAUCAUUGGCCUCCACCAUGGAGCCCCAUCACUGUCCAUGAACCAUCUUCAGCUGUGUGAGAUCCUUGACAAUCUGGAUGAAAAAAUAUCAUCAAUGCUGUCUGUAAGACACUGGGGUCCCCAAACAUAGUAAAGAUGCCCAACAGGAUGUCUCCUGGACAUACUUGGAGAUCAGAGGACAUAGGAAGACAAACUUGGUCAAAAGCCAGAAUAAAUUGUGCAUAGCCUGGCAGGAUUUGCUUGCAUGGUAACGAUUUAGACUUGGCAUCCGCAGUUGAGCAACUUGGAAACCAUCUGUGCAGACACUAAGCCAUAGUUGACAAAGGGCUUCUUUACUGGCAGGGUCUACAGAGAGCCUGAUAGAACCUACUGAUAUCACAGGAGAUGCUCUUGUAACUGGGUUCCAACUCCCUCCCCAUGCAUGUGCCAUGUCCAGUGCCAAGGCUGGUCUCAGAAAAAAUGUCAAAGAGUUUAUCCACAUGGACAUAAUACUAGACUUCUGAUGGUGUCCCCUUCAUGGAUUCUACCAGCUUCUCAUUCCCAGACAGUUAGGACAAUGCUGAUCCAGUUCAGACACUGAUAGUCAAGUGCCUCUUUCUUCCUUUGGCCUUGGCCUCCUUAUCCUGGGUCAGCUGGCUGUACUUCUCUUUGGUAAAAAGAGUGCAAUUUGUGACCUUGCUUUCUAACAGCUGUAGCAAAUAUCCAAGGCACAACUCACAUAUAUGCCCCCCGCCCUGCAUCCCAGCUUUGGCAAAGGCCACUAUCUCCUCCCUCUGGGACAAGAUUACAAUUUCAGAGAAUAAGCUUUAGAAGCAGGUUUACAGCCCAGAGAGUAUAGACGCCCAUGUUAAUGGCAUACUGCUGGAAAUAAAUGAGAAGCAGCAAAGCUCAUGAAAGAAUAAUUUCAUUGCAAAGAGAUAGAACAUGGUGGGCCAAACAUGAGUUAGGAUUCCAAUCCUAGUUUAUCCUUAAACAAGUUGCUUCACCUCUCUGAACCUCAAUUUAUUGAUCAGUAAACUAGGGAAAAUAAUAAUGCUUACUUCGUUGGUUUGCUUUAAAGAUUAAUAUGCUAUUGUAGCUAGACUACCAAUGCCCUCCAAUACCCAUUCUACCCUUCCAUAGUAUUAAUAUUUUCUGUAGAGACAGGGUCUUGCUAUUGCUCAGACUGGUCUCAAACUCCUGACCUUGAGUGAUCCUCCAGCCUCAGCCUCCCAGAGUCGUAGGAUUACAGUCAUGAGCCACUGCACCCAGCCCUGAUCCUUACAGAUAUUUGAUUGUGUGAUAGUUCCAUGGGGUGAGGGCAUAGGGUAAGAGGAAUGAAAGAUAUCAUUUAAAAUACAUAGAUUCUGUUUGGUUUUGUAAAUAUCCUCCUCAUGGGAAAAUUUUAAGAGGCAAGCGGAAAGAAUACGAGAGUGGAAUACAUGAAUCUAAGACUGAUGUUUCUGGUAAUGGUGAGUUCCAAGUAUGAUCACAGGAACCUGUGGCUGAGAAGGGGUGGAGGAAAGGUUUCUGAGAAUAUAAAGCCUGGGAAUUGGAAGGUGCAAAUGGCAGAAGAGUCAGUAACAGUGGCUUUCCUGAGACCAAUACCUGGAGUUGAGGUGAAGGGAAAGAUCGUAAGCCGAGAAUCCACAAGGACUCCAAAUGCUUUUACUCCAAGUAAAACUGGAAGAUGUGGGAAACAGGAAAGAAUGUAACACUGGCAAAAAGAAUAAUAAUCUUUCCUGGGAAGCUGCUCUGGACCAAACUCUUUGACACAGCUUAUCUCCUUGAAUAUGUGAGAGUAAAUAUUAAUAUUCAGUCCUAAUAGAUUAAUAUAUGUUUGUAGUAGAUAUUAAUAUAUUACUAGUCCUCUGAGAGCAGAUAUUAACAUCCUUUUGUUAUGUAUGAGCAUAUUGAGACUAUGACAACUGUGGCCAUUGACCCAGUGUGACAAGGCUGAGAUUUGAAGCAGCUAGAUUCCAACUUUGGUCUCCACAACCUACCUUUUCUUUCACUACAGAUGGAAAGGUCACUGGAUGACCCCGAAAUGCACACAAAUAUGCCAAAGAAAACAAAGCUGACAGGAGGUGGUGUUAAACCCAUCCCCUCAACUAUCCAAAUGUAUCAGUGCCUCCAAACGCUAGUUGAGACAGAUGAGAGAGGAACAGAGAUGCUGACAAGUGCUGACUGUAGCCAGGGAAUCUGCUGUUAACAAGGUUUCCUGGAGAGGCUGAUGCAUACAGUUCUUGAUCCACAAUGUCAGAAGUAAAGUGGUUAAAGAAAUACAAACUACAUACACGUCCCUAUAAACUCCGCAAGUGAUUUAACUCCUGUCUCCAAACCCUUGCCUCCUUAUCUGUAAAGUGGGUAUAAUUACACCACCAAUUAUUGCAAGAUUCCCACAUGGUAAAUGUCAGGACCGCCUUGCUGAAAUAACAGGAAAAUAAUGUUUUCUAAUAACAGAUAAAGAUUAAUCUUAUGAGCUGUUUUCCCUGCUGGCAGGCAACCUGCUGGGACUCUGUUUUCACAAGCAUCUGAACGUAGUGAGUUAUCUCACUUGAUUGUUCACAGUUACAGGUUGAUCUUUAGCUGUUAAUAGAAAAUUAUUAUUUUUCCGUUAUUUCAACAAGGCUGUCCUUACAGUAAAGUCUGCAGUAUGCUUAGCAAAGUGCCAGGCACUUAAGAAGCGCAUAAUAUAUUAUAAUCUUCAUCAUGAGUACGAUGGAUGGAGGAGUUUUUAAAAAUAAAAAUAAUGCACUAUGACUUAUUUGGAAAUGUACCCAAAAAUACGGGCUGGCGAAUGGAUAAAAGUGUAGUGCAAUAAAGUUGUAAUGAUAAAAGUUAAUGGUAAAAUGUUCACUGUAAAUUCUUUCAACCUUUGUCUGAAAACAUUCAUAAUCCAAAGUUGGGGGGAAAUAACGCAUGCUGGUAUGCUUUGGGGGAAGGGAGAGCUAAGUUUUAUUUUGUUUUUUUAAUAGAAAAGGUACAAAACAAACAACUAAAAUGGGCGAGCUCUCCCUCAACCCUGCCCCGCCUUUGGGCCGCGGGCCGUUAGUAAUGCUGCUUGAAUGAAAUCAUCGAGGACCGCUUGCGCAAUGCCAAAUCCUCGAGAGCGAGGCCGGAGGCUGCCAAGCCCGCGCAGGGAAGGGGACGCCUCCGCGCGCCCCAUCCCGCCGCGGGCCGAGGAGGUGGGGCCGCAGCGCGCGCCGGCGGAAGAGAGGCUGGGCCGUUCCCGGGGGCUCAGGGACAGCGCCGGCCAAUAUGCGCCGCGUGUAAAUACCUUGGCGGGGGAGUGGGGGCGCGGGGGAGAGGAGCAUCGAAUUUCAAAAAAAGACCAAACCCCCGCGGCCCGGGCGGGCGGGCGCGCGCGAUGGGCGCCCUUUGGCUGCGGGAGCGAGAGGAGGAUGCUGGGAAGGAGGUAAAAUGGCCACCGGCGGCGGCGCGGAGGAAGAGAGGAAGCGGGGGCAGCCGCAGCUCCUGCCCCCGGCAAGGCCUCCGGCCCGGGCAGAGGAGGCUCAAGGCGGACGCGAGAAAAUGGGCUGGGCCCAGGUGGUGAAGAAUCUGGCCGAAAAGAAGGGCGAGUUCCGAGAGCAGCGACCGCCGCGGCGGGAGGAGGAAAGCGGCGGCGGCGUGGGCGGCGGGCUCGGCGCCCCUGCGGGCCUGGCUGUGCCUGACCUCGGCGACUUCCCCCCGGCCGUCCGCGGGGACCCGAAAGCCCGCCGGAGAGACCCGGCUGGCGAGGCGGCGGACCUCCGCAAGAAGAAGGGCGCUGCCGAGACGGGCAGAAGGAAGAAGGCCGAGGCGGCGGCGGCCAUGGCGACCCCGUUCCGGCCGAGCGAGGCCGAGGACGCAGCUGAGCGGCCCCUCCAGGACGAGCAGACGGCGGCAGCGGGCCCGGGCAAGGGUCGCUUCCUCGUCCGCAUCUGUUUCCAGGGAGACGAGGGCGCUUGCCCGAACCGGGACUUCGUGGUGGGCGCGCUUAUCCUGCGCUCCAUCGGCAUGGACCCCAGCGACAUCUACGCUGUCAUCCAGAUCCCGGGCAGCCGCGAGUUCGACGUGAGCUUCCGCUCGGCGGAGAAGUUGGCCCUGUUCCUGCGCGUCUACGAGGAGAAGCGAGAGCAGGAGGACUGCUGGGAGAACUUUGUGGUCCUGGGGCGGAGCAAGUCCAGCUUGAAGACGCUCUUCAUCCUCUUCCGGAACGAAACGGUGGACGUGGAGGACAUUGUGACCUGGCUCAAGCGCCACUGCGACGUGCUGGCCGUGCCCGUGAAAGUGACCGACAGGUUUGGGAUCUGGACCGGGGAGUACAAGUGCGAGAUCGAGCUGCGCCAGGGGGAGGGUGGGGUCAGGCAUCUGCCGGGGGCCUUCUUCCUGGGGGCCGAGAGGGGCUACAGCUGGUACAAGGGGCAGCCCAAGACGUGCUUUAAAUGUGGUUCCCGGACCCACAUGAGCGGCAGCUGCACGCAGGACAGGUGCUUCAGGUGCGGGGAAGAGGGGCACCUGAGCCCUUACUGCCGGAAGGGCAUCGUGUGCAACCUCUGUGGCAAGCGAGGACACGCGUUUGCCCAGUGUCCCAAAGCAGUUCACAAUUCCGUGGCAGCUCAGCUAACCGGCGUGGCCGGGCACUGAACACCCGCCUGCCUGCCACGGUGAACACACAGCCAGCUUACCCCUCUUAAGUGCCAAAACUUUUUUUUAAACCAUUUUUUAUCGUUUUUGAAGGAGAUCUUUUUUAAACCUACAAAAGACAGCUCUCUAUGCCUUCUUAAAUCGAGUUACUCCAUUUCAGCCUGAUGUGAAUUGAUGACUCUGUCAUCAGUAAUGAUUACCGUGAACUGUAGCGUGCAGAUGUGUCGCUCCCCCACCUUUUUUUAAAAUUUUAUUUUCGUUUUUGUAUUGAGUUUUUUUUUUUUUCUUGUACUUUUUACUGCCCCCUUCCCAUACCUUGUUUUCUCCCUGGAUUUUCAUACUUUGGGCUGCCUUGCUCAUCUUUAUGCCUCGGCACUAGGUACGAGGCCCAACACAUGGUAGGCACUCCAUCAGUGUUUGUUGAAUUGAAAACACUGUUGACUGUGGCUUCUGUCAGUGUCUACCUUUUGCAGCUCUUCCCCUCCCCUUUUAAUUUGCUGCUUCUAAUAUAUGUGGUCUGAAAAUUUGUGAAACCAGUGUUGUUAGAAGUGUAUAUAAUCUGAAUCAAUAAGCUCUGAAUGGUGGCCAAGGGCCUCUCUUGCGGCAUAAAGAUGCAUGGACUUUGUGACAGCUCUUUGGGUGGCUCAGAAGCCAUUUUUCAUAGAAUCAUGGAAUCUAGAGUACUCUUGCUGGAAAGGACCUGAGAAUUGGUUUAGACCAAUCCCUUGGUUUUCCAGCAGGUGAAACAGGCCCAGAAAGGUUAAAUGACUGGGUCAUAAUUCACACCGCUGUCUGGUGCCAGAGCUAGCCUAUAGUAGAGUUCCCUGACACCAAGCCCGGUGCUCCGUCCACUACCUCUCACACUUCACAACAAAUUUCCUCCACACUUGAGGGCCCAGAAUGUCUGAUCUCUACAGAAUGAUGAGCCCAGGAAAAUGCUGAGAGAUCAUCUCGGGAAGGGGCAGAAGUAGGUUUAGCAGGGACUUCUUGGUUCUUGGGAGAUAGGAAGGGACCAAGGAACAAACUCCAGAGUGCAUUUGUUGCUCUCUGGGGUGCCACAUGUGGAUUAAUGUCUGCCAGCUUCUUUGGAGGCCUUCCCCUUCCCCAUUCAUUGCCACCAGUAAGAAAUGGGGGUGCUCAGGAGUAAAGAAACCUACCAAAGGUUUACAUUUGCACCUUACCCUCAAUAGCUAGGAAUCCUAGAGAAGCAGCUAGCCAAACUCAUCUACAACCUCCUGACUCUCGGGAGAAGGAUGGUUUUAACCCAGAAUUAUGAGUGAGCUGUUAACUCUGAGAUGUACCUGGGAAACAGGCCAAGCAAGAGGUCAUGGGUCAACUAAGUGAUAACCAAGUUAAAGUAGAAAAGACAGUACACUGCUUUUCUUUUGGUUUUUGUCUUUCCUUUGCUAUAUGUUUUUUUGCUAUUUCCUUGUGGCUUAGAAUGUAAAAUUGAGUGUUUUGUUCUGAAUAAAUAUUUAUCUUUUGUAUUGCUAA
Molecule: messenger RNA, 6360 nt
Organism: Microcebus murinus (gray mouse lemur)
Lineage: Eukaryota; Metazoa; Chordata; Mammalia; Primates; Cheirogaleidae
Gene: ZCCHC3
Product: zinc finger CCHC-type containing 3
Biological process (GO): activation of innate immune response; cellular response to exogenous dsRNA; positive regulation of RIG-I signaling pathway
Cellular component (GO): cytoplasm
Molecular function (GO): zinc ion binding; double-stranded DNA binding; RNA binding
Source: RefSeq, a predicted model, not a curated record